Trichechus manatus latirostris (Florida manatee) is the source of this 1705-nucleotide messenger RNA. It is a transcript of the gene FARS2, whose product is annotated as phenylalanyl-tRNA synthetase 2, mitochondrial. Gene Ontology annotation, biological process: phenylalanyl-tRNA aminoacylation. Gene Ontology annotation, cellular component: mitochondrion; cytoplasm. Lineage: Eukaryota; Metazoa; Chordata; Mammalia; Sirenia; Trichechidae. The transcript is spliced from 6 exons. The record is from RefSeq and is a predicted model, not a curated record. Gene Ontology annotation, molecular function: tRNA binding; ATP binding; phenylalanine-tRNA ligase activity. Bases 146 to 1603 code for a protein of 485 amino acids.
GAAGGGAGGGACAGCUAGAGCUGAGCGGGUAUCUGAAAGUGACUUGAGGUUCUUUUGAUUUCAUGCAGUUAUCAUUAAGCUCUGUCAGCCCGUUUCUUUAAUUGGAUCCCGGUGGCGUAGAGGUGGUGGUGUUGGGGAACCAUAGAUGUCAGGGGUACAGUGGAGAGACGGUGGGAGGCAUGAAGGACAGAUUUGCACAUUCCCACAAUGUGACAGUUGUGCUUUCUGUGUGUGCCCUUUCCAGAAUCUGCUAGGAGAAGCUUCCACGAUGGUUUGUUCAGGUCUCCGGAGGGUGGCCCGUGCGGGUGCAUACCUGAUGAGAACGGUCAGCAGCACCUCCAGAGGCUGUCAGCACCAGACCUUGGGUGCAGGGCCUGAUGCUUCCGAGUGCACUGCCCAGGGAGCUGCAGGCGGUGUGGUGGAGGUGCUGGGCCGAGCCUACCCACAGGACGACCACACCAACCUCACCAGGAAGGUCCUCUCCAAGGUCGGCAGGAAUCUGCACAACCAGCAGCAUCACCCACUGUGGCUGGUCAAGGAGAGGGUGAAGGAGCACUUCUACAAGCAGUACGUGGGCCGCUUUGGGACCCCGCUCUUCUCGGUCUACGACGACCUUCCUCCAGUGGUCACAACCUGGCAGAACUUUGACAGCCUGCUCAUCGCGGCCGACCACCCCAGCAGGAAGAAGGGGGACAAUUACUAUCUGAACCGGACGCACAUGCUGCGGGCGCACACGUCGGCCCACCAGUGGGACCUGGUGCACGCGGGGCUGGAUGCCUUCCUGGUGGUGGGCGACGUCUACCGGCGUGACCAGAUCGACACCCAGCACUACCCUGUGUUCCACCAGCUGGAGGCUGUCCGGCUCUUCUCCAAGCACGAGUUAUUUGCUGGCAUAAAGGAUGGAGAAAGCCUGCAGCUCUUUGAACAAAGUUCUCGCUCUGCCCAUAAACAAGAGACACAAACGGUCAGUCAGCUGGUUUUUAACGCUAGUUGUUUGUUUUUAUGUGACACUUUUGCAGGGCUGGAGAUAAGAUGGGUAGACUGCUACUUUCCUUUUACUCAUCCUUCCUUUGAGAUGGAGAUCAACUUCCGUGGAGAAUGGCUGGAAGUUCUUGGCUGUGGGGUGAUGGAACAGCAGCUGGUGAAUUCAGCUGGCGCUCAAGAGAAGAUUGGCUGGGCCUUAGGUCUAGGAUUAGAAAGGCUGGCCAUGAUCCUCUAUGACAUCCCUGACAUCCGCCUGUUCUGGAGUGAGGAUGAGCGGUUCCUGAAGCAGUUCCGUGUGUCUGAUAUCAACCAGCCUGUGAAAUUUCAGCCUCUUAGCAAAUAUCCUGCUCUGAUAAAUGACAUUUCAUUCUGGUUGCCCUCUGAGAAUUACAUGGAGAAUGAUUUCUAUGACUUAGUCCGAACAAUUGGAGGAGACCUGGUGGAAAAAGUUGAUCUUAUAGACAAGUUCGAACAUCCAAAGACACACAAGACCAGCCACUGCUACCGCAUCACCUACCGACACAUGGAGCGGACGCUGUCACAGCGGGAGGUGCAGGGAGUCCACCAGGCCGUGCAGGAGGCCGUUGUGCGGGUGCUGGGUGUCGAAGGCAGGUUCUGAUGCCGCUGCUCCUCCUGGCCACGGGCCUUUCAUGGCUGAAAGAUUCACCGAAGGAGAAAACGAUAUUGUUCUUGAACAGGGCAUCAGGCAUCUUUUGAUAAA